Cyphellophora attinorum is the source of this 891-nucleotide messenger RNA. RefSeq lists its product as uncharacterized. Bases 1 to 891 code for a protein of 296 amino acids. The record is from RefSeq and is a predicted model, not a curated record. The transcript has 3 exons. Lineage: Eukaryota; Fungi; Ascomycota; Eurotiomycetes; Chaetothyriales; Cyphellophoraceae.
AUGGCUCCGUCAAAGGAGAAGAGCAUACGACGUCCGCCGCCCGACAACGAGAGACCCGUUGGGGUUCAGAAGCGAGGUUCCUCGUUCAAGGGCGGCAAGAAGCCGAAGAGACUGAUGACCUGGUGGCAAUUGGUUGCCGGUCCAAUUGAGGGAUUCAUUGGCUCGUGUGCCAGAUGGGAUCGUGAGGCCGCCCUGCUCAAUUCUCGUCAGAACACCGCGCCGGAAGCAGACGACAAGUCCGAGAAGAGCAUCUGUGAUGACAGUAACGAGACUCCCGUUGCAGACACCAGCUCCGCAGAUAUCCCUGACGAGGAAAACGUCUCCACUGGGACUCUCAAUGAGUCGGAUGACGAUAUCUCGGACUAUGAGGCUACAGUAGAUUGGAUCGGUGGCCCCAGCUCCGACAUUUCUCCAGUGGUCGUUCACAAGCGGAUCGCACACACAUUGCACUGGGUCUUUGGUGAUGUUCGUCUAUGCCGAGCCAUGGCUGGUGGGCUUGAGUUCAAGGACAUGAAUGACGAGGAGCUCCUAGCAACCAGCACGAUCUUACCUAAGGAGGACCCUGGCGGCAUCUAUGAGUACGUGGAGACAGAGUCGGUCGAGGACGGGGAAGGUGAUCUGGUCGAUCUAGGCAAUGGCAGGUUCUUUGACAAGGAGAGAAAAGCUGUGAUCGAGGAGGUCGACUUCAGACAAGCGGAUGGCGACUAUAAAAUGACCGUGCGACAACAUAAGGACGGCCCGCCGCAGGGGAAGAGCUUCAGGACGAUGUCGUGGUCACCGGAGAAGAUCCAGAAGGCGCUUGAGAGAGUUGGCGCGGAAGCUCCAGAUGGCUUGGUUCAUAUCAGGGCAUGUUGUGGCUUGCAAAACGGUUGCCACCUGUGUCGAGGCUAA